UAAUGUUGUUCCUGUUUCUCAGAAUGGAUGUGUAAUGACGGACAGGCGAGUCUUUCCUGAGACACCAGCCGCUGUGUCACCUGUAGAGCUCACCUGUCCCCCUCCUGUAGGUCGGGUCACCUCGCUGUGUCUUUCUCAAACUCUCUGAGGAUCUCAGACAUUUCUCUGUCGUCACAAACAGCUGGAUGCUACAGGGUUAGCUUAGCAGAGCUGCAGCUUCCUCCUCAGAUCUGCAGGACUCAAGAGGAUGGACCACUGCACCUGAUCAGAGAAGAUGAGGAGCCGCAGUAACUCAGGAGUGAGGCUGGAUGGGUAUGCCAGGCUGGUCCAAGAGACGAUCCUGAGACAUCAGAACCCAGUGACCGGGCUUCUGCCUGCCAGUACCCAGAAGAAGGACGCCUGGGUGAGGGAUAAUGUGUACAGCGUCCUGGCGGUGUGGGGGCUGGGCAUGGCCUACCGCAAGAAUGCAGACCGCGAUGAAGACAAGGCCAAGGCCUACGAGCUGGAGCAGAGCGUGGUGAAACUGAUGAAGGGACUCCUGCAGUGCAUGAUGCGACAGGUUGCCAAGGUAGAGAAGUUCAAGCACACCCAGAGCACAAAGGAUUGCUUACAUGCCAAAUAUGACACUGCAACAUGUGCCACUGUGGUGGGAGAUGACCAGUGGGGCCACCUCCAGGUGGACGCCACGUCCAUUUACCUGCUGAUGUUGGCACAGAUGACGGCCUCUGGUCUGCGUAUUGUCUCCAACCUGGAUGAGGUGGCGUUUAUCCAGAACAUGGUCUUCUACAUAGAGGCUGCAUACAAAGUUGCGGAUUAUGGGAUGUGGGAGCGUGGUGACAAGACCAACCAGGGCAUCCCUGAGCUCAACGGCAGCUCUGUUGGGAUUGCUAAGGCAGCGCUGGAGGCUAUAGAUGAGCUGGAUCUUUUUGGUGCCCACGGAGGUCCGAAGUCUGUCAUCCAUGUUCUACCUGAUGAAGUGGAACACUGUCAGUCCAUCCUGUGCUCCAUGCUGCCCAGAGCUUCAACUUCGAAGGAGAUCGACGCCGGCCUUCUGUCUGUCAUUUCCUUUCCUGCCUUCGCUGUGGAGGAUGCCGACCUGGUGGCUAUUACUAAGUCUGAAAUCAUAAACAAACUGCAGGGUCGCUAUGGCUGCUGCCGCUUCAUCAGGGACGGGUAUCGCUGUCCUAAAGAGGACCCCUCUCGGCUGCACUACGAUCCUGCAGAGCUCAAGCUGUUUGAGAACAUCGAGUGUGAGUGGCCUGUGUUCUGGACUUAUCUCAUCCUGGACGGUAUCUUUGCUGAAGAUCAAGUGCAGGUGCAGGAGUACCGUGAGGCCCUGGAGGGCGUUUUGAUCAGAGGGAAGAACGGCAUCAAACUUCUGCCUGAACUUUACGCUGUGCCUCAUGCCAAGAUGGAAGAAGAGUACAGCAGCCCUCACUCGGUGGACAGAGUGGCUAUGGGACAGCUGCCACACAUGUGGGGACAGUCGCUCUACAUCCUGGGCUCUCUGCUGGCUGAGGGUUUCUUAGCACCAGGGGAGAUCGAUCCCCUCAACAGGAGAUUCUCUACAAACUUCAAGCCAGACGUUGUGGUGCAAGUUUGUCUUUUGGCAGAGUCGGAGCAGAUUCAGGAGCUGUUAAGUGAUCACGGGAUCACGGUCCAGACUGUGUCAAAGGUUCUACCGAUCAGGGUCAUGCCUGCCCGCAUCCUGAGCCAUGUCUAUGUCAGACUGGGUAACUGUAAGAAGCUGGGUCUAAGCGGGAGGCCCUACAGACACAUCGGAGUUCUGGGAACGUCCAAGUUCUACGAGAUCAGAAACCGCUCUUAUAUAUUCGUCCCGCAGUUUCUGGAUCAGCAUCAUUUCUACCUGGCUCUGGAUAACCAGAUGAUUGUUGAGAUGUUACGGACGGAGCUGGCGUAUCUCUCCUCCUGCUGGAGGAUGACGGGACGGCCUACACUCUGUUUCCCAAUCACCCACAGCAUGCUGAAUGAAGACGGGGAUGCCGUUGACUCAUGUAUCCUUUCAACCCUCAGAAAACUACAGGAUGGAUAUUUUGCAGGAGCGAGGGUGCAGAUGUCAGACCUCUCCAGUUUCCAGCCCACCUCUUUCCACACUCGCCUCAGCUUCUUGGAUGAAGAGAAUGAAGACAGCCUCCUGGAGGAUGAGGAUGACGAAGAAGAGUAUGGAGAUGAUUAUAGCCAAUUUGGGCCCUCAGAGGGCUCUAAAGACAUGUUUGACCGGUACAUCACCCAGCUUCUUCACAGCACCACCAUCAAGUGCCAUCUUCCUCCCAUCCAGAGGGGGCAGCACCAUGUCUUCAGUGCUGAACACACUACCAGAGACAUCCUGUCUUUUAUGGCCCAGGUCCAGGGCCUGAACAUACCCAAGUCUGCCAUGUACCUACCUGUCACUCCUAUUAAGAGCAAACACCGCCGGUCUCUCAACCUACUCAAUGCUUCUCAGUAUCAGCAAAGCUCAAAUGUAAAGCAGAGCAAGCCCCACAUGGCUGCUGAUCUGCACCUGCCUCGAGACUCUCAGGGCAAUACGGACUUUGCAGCGUUGGUGAGGCAACUGAAGGAGUGUCCGACUCUGCAGGACCAGGCCGACAUACUCUACAUCCUUUACAUAAUGAAAGGAGCUGAUUGGCUGGUGGAGUUAUCUGGUCCUGGGCAAGGUGGGGUCAGUGUGCGCUGCCUACUGGAGGAACUAUAUGUUCAAGCUGGAGCCUCCAAAGAGUGGGGGCUCAUCAGAUAUAUCUCUGGAAUCCUACGCAAGAGAGUGGAGGUCCUCUCUGAGGCCUGCACAGAUCUGAUCUCCCAUCACAAGCAGCUGACUGUCGGUCUUCCUCCUGAGCCCAGAGAAAGAGUCAUCUCAGUUCCUCUUCCUCCUGAGCAGUUAAACACCCUGAUCUAUGAAGCCAGCGGUCAGGACAUCAGUGUGGCUGUCCUCACUCAGGAAAUCAUGGUGUAUUUAGCCAUGUACGUGCGCUCCCAGCCGGCUCUGUUUGGGGACAUGCUGCGCCUCAGGAUUGGACUCAUCAUGCAGGUGAUGGCCACGGAGCUGGCUCGCAGCCUGCACUGCUCAGGGGAGGAGGCCUCCGAGAGUCUGAUGAGCCUGAGUCCUUUUGGCAUGAAAAACUUGCUGCAUCACAUCCUCAGCGGGAAAGAGUUUGGGGUGGAGAGAAGCGUGCGCCCGCUCCAAUCCACAACCAACAGUCCUGCUAUCUCCAUCCACGAACUGGGCCACACGGGAGCCACCAAGACUGAGCGCUCGGGGAUCCACAAGCUGAAGAGGGAGAUCAAACAGAUCAUCAGCGGUGGCCUUUCCUUGAAUAGCACCGUCACCUCUCCUCGCUCCACGAGAUGCAGCAGCCCCUCCACUCCCAGUGGGAUCCUGUCCCCAGUAAGCACUGGUCCAAGUGACGGACAGCUGCACUGGGAGGAGAGGCAGGGCCAGUGGCUGAGGAGACGCAGGCUGGACGGAGCCAUCAACAGAGUACCGGUGGGCUUCUACCAGAAGGUGUGGAAGAUCCUGCAGAAGUGCCACGGCCUGUCCAUCGAUGGAUAUGUGCUUCCCUCUUCCACCACGAGAGAGAUGACAGAAGGAGAGAUCAAGUUUGCGGUGCAGGUAGAGUCCGUUCUGAACCACGUCCCUCAACCAGAGUACCGGCAGCUGCUCGUGGAGACAGUGAUGGUUCUCGGUCUUGUCGCUGACGUGGAUGUGGACAACAUCGGGGGGAUUAUCCACGUGGACCGCAUCCUGCACUUGGCCAAUGAUCUGUUCCUCAAUGACCAGAAGUCUCACAGUGCCAGUGAUUAUUUCCUGGAGAAGGACCCAGCGACAGGAAUCUGCAACUUUUUCUUUGACAGCGCCCCGAGUGGCAGCUAUGGCACCAUGACGUACCUGUCCAAGGCAGCGAUCACCUACGUCCAGGACUUUCUGCCAAGUUCCAGCUGUCUGAUGCAGUAAAAAAAAUAUAAAGACUUGAAACAGCUUGUAGCUUAAAAGCUGCCUGAAAGUUUUAACGCCUCAAUAAAUCCUGUACCUCUGAAAUCUAACAUCGUAGCCUCGGCAGCUGAAAACAAACCGCUCAUUGAGCCUUUAUUUUGGAGGUCUGGACUUCUUUCUUACCUUUUAAAUCAAAUCCAUGUUGUGACUUACCUCUCAUACCUCGUGAUUCAACACGUCGGUGUGUCGCGCUACGAACCUUGAAGUUAUCAGAGUGAACAUUUUUAUCUUUAAAGUAUAAAAGAAUGAUGUGUACUCUAAUGUUGUUAGCAUUUUAUUUAUCAAUAUACUUUAUUGUUUUAUGAGGCUGAAAGGAAAUAAGACACAAACACUUUUUGAAUGUUAAAAUAACUUUUAUUUAUUAAUAAAUAUAUUAAUAUAUAUAAUACAUUUUUUUCCCUUUAAAUAACUUUAUUGUAAAUAAAAAAUCAGCACUGUUCCUCUGAUAGCUGCCAGGUUCUCUCUCAUCAAACGUAGACGUGUUGUGUUGUUGUGUUGUUGAUAACCUCGAUGGGAACCUGAUUUCCCUGAAUGCAUGUUCAGUCUGUGUCGCUGCUGUCAGGUGGAAACCUCGUAUCUCCAGAUUUCAUCUUUUAUGUUUUUGUAUCAAACUUUAUUUUUUGACACUUCAUGCCUGACGACACGAGAAGAGUUAUAAACUGAAUUCCUUUAAGGGUUUUAUUUAAACCGUUUUUAUCUGAAGAGCUGAAGGUUUGGAGAUACGAGGCUUAAGCCGACAGAAACUUAACGUUUCGUGUGUUUGAAUGAAUCCGUCAGUUUGAACUUUGACCUUUAUUUGUUAGGUUUUACUCUAGGGUUACUGAUGUGUGUGAACACAACACACUGUGGGUUCUUCUUUAUGUACCCUGAAGUUAUUAGAGCUGUAACACUGUAUGAAUAUAUAAACCAGCUAUGUAACGUGUGUGUAUGUGCAGUAUAUGGUGCAUGGUGUAUGUAUAUAUGUAAAGAGGGUAUACCACAGAGGGUCUGAGUACGUUGAUGAGGGUCUUUGUAAGUCCUUGUUCCAGGGUCUUUGUAAGUCUGUGUUCGAGGGUAUUUGAUUUUAUCUCAGAGCUUUGAUUUGAAAGCAUGAAAAGGUUAAAUGUAUUCUAGUGCUGACUCUGUAAUAUGUGAAUUAACUUUUAACUGAGAAAUAUUCAAUAUAAAUGACUUUUUAACCAUAAUGCAUUAAGCUUUAAGAUUUCAGAGCUGUUGUUUUAAACACAGUCGAUCCUCAUUCAUCAGAACAGUUUUGUUUUUAAUACAUUUAGCUCGGACAGUAAUAAAAUAUUUUAAGUCAA
Molecule: messenger RNA, 5310 nt
Organism: Notolabrus celidotus (New Zealand spotty)
Lineage: Eukaryota; Metazoa; Chordata; Actinopteri; Labriformes; Labridae
Gene: phka2
Product: phosphorylase kinase, alpha 2 (liver)
Exons: 32
Coding region: 275-3970 (1231 amino acids)
Biological process (GO): glycogen metabolic process
Cellular component (GO): phosphorylase kinase complex
Molecular function (GO): calmodulin binding
Source: RefSeq, a predicted model, not a curated record